ACGCACCGCUUGCCGUAAGCGCGGUGAAGCUUGGGUAAGACAGGGAGAGCGGGAUAUCUAUCAGCAAAUUUAUUAAAAGCUAGUUAUAUUUAACAUUAAUCAAGUGAGUAGUGUGCAUUUAGUCGUAUAAAUAAGGCUGAAGUUUGGUAAAAACAAAGGUGUUUGGCAGAUAAUACCGUUGACUCAGUUAACUGUUGUGUUGUAGUAUUGCGUUUAAAGCAUUACCCGGGAAAGUGGUUUGAACAUUUGUUUUUGGUUAGCCCCCCUUUUUAGCGCUUCAGCAACAAUGGCGAAGGUACAGGUGUUGAAUGUUGCUGUUCUAGAUAACCCGAGUCCCUUUGGAAACCCUUUUCAGUUUGAAAUUACGUUUGAGUGUAUGGAGGACCUCCCCGAAGACCUGGAAUGGAAGAUCAUCUACGUUGGCUCAGCAGAGAGUGAAGAGUAUGACCAAGUCCUGGACUCCGUCUUGGUCGGCCCAGUACCUGCUGGCAGACAUAUGUUUGUGUUUCAGGCUGAUGCCCCGAACACUGGAUUGAUUCCUGAAAGUGAUGCUGUUGGUGUAACUGUAGUGCUAAUUACCUGCACAUACCGUGGCCAGGAGUUCAUUCGCAUUGGUUACUAUGUGAACAAUGAAUACACAGACCCAGAGCUUCGUGAAAAUCCACCGAUCAAGCCAGAUUACACGCAGCUCCAGAGAAAUAUUCUGGCAUCAAACCCACGUGUUACCAGAUUCCAUAUAAACUGGGAAGGCUGUGCAGAGCGAAUGGAAGACUCUGAAAAUGUGGAUCCCACAUCAAACUCCAUGCUCCCUCCAUCCUGUCUACCAGGCAAGGCCCCACCCUUGGGGAUACUACCAGAUAACUCUAUGGACUGCUUAUAGAGAUGACCCCUGCCCCAAAGGUGAUAACUUACAGCACAAGACCUUAUUUUUGAAGAAUGCCUGUGGACAUUUCUAGAGUGGAUGUACAGACAUCUUUGCCUUAAAGCUGCCCUUAUUUACCUGAAGCAUGUCAAAAAUGAACUCUCACCUUGGGCUUCAGAUGAGGACGAUUAUGAACACCUUACUGGUAUUAUCAUCACUUAUAGAUGGGGAGUUCCUUGCCAUGAUGUUGAAAGCAAUAUUGGAAGUAGUUUAACUCACGGAAGGGAAAACUGUAACUAUGAAAAUAUACAGCUGAACUGAAACAGAACAGAAAGCUGAUGUGUGAUUCACCUUCCUUCCUUUUGUUGGUGCAGAACUGAUUUAUACCCAUUUAAGAGGAUUUCAGAACUGAAGCAAUAGGCAAAUAAAUUGCAAUAUGUUGCUGUACAGGAAUUUGAUAAUCUGUCAUUAUAGUUGUGUUCAAAUUCCUUUUGCACUUAAACCUUUUCCCACUUAGAUUGUGGAGUUUUGGAUGGGCUUUGUAUGGGCUAUAUCACUUCCUCCAUGUUUUGUUUUUUGCAAUUUUGUGUUCCAAAUAAAAAAAACAUUGUAUUUGUUA
Siniperca chuatsi (mandarin fish) is the source of this 1481-nucleotide messenger RNA. RefSeq names its product anti-silencing function 1Ba histone chaperone (gene asf1ba). The coding region runs from base 287 to 880 and encodes 197 amino acids. The transcript is spliced from 4 exons. Lineage: Eukaryota; Metazoa; Chordata; Actinopteri; Centrarchiformes; Sinipercidae. Gene Ontology annotation, biological process: DNA replication-dependent chromatin assembly. Gene Ontology annotation, molecular function: histone binding. Gene Ontology annotation, cellular component: nucleus. The record is from RefSeq and is a predicted model, not a curated record.